Molecule: messenger RNA, 1389 nt
Organism: Myotis lucifugus (little brown bat)
Lineage: Eukaryota; Metazoa; Chordata; Mammalia; Chiroptera; Vespertilionidae
Product: cytochrome P450 2C18-like
Exons: 7
Coding region: 341-1312 (323 amino acids)
Biological process (GO): xenobiotic metabolic process
Cellular component (GO): intracellular membrane-bounded organelle; cytoplasm
Molecular function (GO): oxidoreductase activity, acting on paired donors, with incorporation or reduction of molecular oxygen, reduced flavin or flavoprotein as one donor, and incorporation of one atom of oxygen; iron ion binding; heme binding
Source: RefSeq, a predicted model, not a curated record
ACACUCCAAAUCCACUGAGCCAUGUGGGGAUGGGCAAGAAUGUUGAGCAAUUUUUUUUUAAUCAAAACAUUUACUUUCACUGGUUCUUAACCAUGUGGAUGUUUAAAAAUAAAUAACAGUAGCUUGGCUUUACCCCAAACUUAUUAAACCAGAAUCUCAGGGGUGGGGAUUUGUAACUGAGCAACAGACCAAAGUCCCUUGGAGAAAGAAAGAUUAAAGUAACUAGAUCUAGCUGGUUAAUCACCCUUCGAAUCAAAGAGGCACAUACUGAGUAGCAGAGAGUGUUAUGAGCAUUUGGAGUUUAAGCUCCCAGUAGACUCAGUAGGAAGAGAGCGCUACGAUGGGCCCGGUUGCGCUCCUGGUGCUCUGUCUCUCCUGUUUGCUUCUCCUGUCGCUGUGGAUACAGAGCUCUGGAAGAAGGAAACUUCCACCUGGCCCUACUCCUCUCCCAAUUAUUGGAAACUUACUCCAGCUAGAUGUGAAGAACAUCAGCAAGUCCUUAAGCAAUCUCUCAAAAGUCUACGGCCCGGUGUUCACUGUGUACUUUGGCAUGAAGCCCACGGUGGUGCUGCACGGGUACGAGGCCAUCAAGGAAGCCCUGAUCGACCGGGGCGAGGAGUUUGCUGGAAGAGGCAGUUUCCCAGUGUUUGAGAAAGUUAGCCAAGGGUUUGGAAUCCUUUUCAGCAGUGGAAAGAGAUGGAAGGAGAUCCGGCGCUUCUCCCUCAUGACCCUGCGGAAUCUGGGCGUGGGGAAGAGGAACAUUGAGGACCGUGUUCAAGAGGAAGCCCGCUGCCUGGUGGAGGAGUUGAGGAAAACCAAUGCAUCACCCUGUGAUCCCACUUUUAUCCUGGGCUGUGCUCCCUGCAAUGUGAUCUGCUCCAUUAUUUUCCAGAAGCGUUUUGAUUAUAAAGAUAAAGCUUUUCUAAACAUAAUGGGAAGGUUUAAUGAAAAUGUCAAGAUUCUGAGCUCUCCAUGGAUUCAGAUCUACAACAAUUGCCCUGUUCUCCUGGACUAUUUCCCAGGGAGUCAGAACAAAGUAUUUAAAAAUAUUGCUUUUAUAAGAAGUUAUGUUACAGAGAAAACAAAGGAACAUCAAGCAUCCCUGGACAUUCACAAUCCUCGGGACUUCAUUGAUUAUUUCCUGAUCAAAAUGGAGCAGGAAAAGCACAAUCCGCACGGGGAGUUCACUAUUGACAACUUGACAAUCACCGUGUCUGAUUUCUUUGGAGCUGGGACAGAGACGACGAGUACCACGCUGAGAUAUGCUCUCCUGCUCCUGCUCAAGCACCCGGAGGUCUCAGAACAACCAUGAGCUCCAAACCUGUCAGAAUUAUUCCACCGAGUGGGAGGCUACCGUCAACCGCCUGGCCUGCAUCUGCAGGCUCCCAC